GUCACCAAGAAGCGGAUUAAAGAAGAAAUACUAGUCCUAGGAAGGUUCACAGGCGGAAACAAACUUCUGCAGAAAUGGACCCGAUUAAGGCAUUGCUGGAAAAGUCUUCCUUGGGGAAAUUAUAGGUUUCUUUCUGCCUACUAGUUUAGGUAGCGUAAAUAUCUUGGAUCAUAGUUCCUUGCAUAUUUCCAUAAUUAACAAGGAUGCUGCCACCCCCUUUCCCCAGCAAACAGUCACCCGUCUGUGAUGUCACCGUGAUGCACACGGUCACCACGGUGACGUUUGUGACCAUCCCAACCCACUCCCCACUCCUCACACCACGGGUGCCAUUGCGCUCCAUUCUGCUGCUGGCAGGACGACCCUGGUUGGCCGGGGAGACCGCUGCGGACAGAAAUUUCUGUCAGGGCGAACAAUUAAUGAUUCAAAUGGAGACAUCUUCAUCAGAAACUCCUGGAGUUUCUGCUCCAAAUGCUGACUUGGCAGACUCGGCUUCUCCUGUCCCACAAAGACGGGGUAAAAGAACCGCUCGGGAUGCUGCCUUAGGACCGACACGAGAAGAAAACACUUCUCAGGGUUCACAGGAGGAAUCCUGUGCAAAAAGACAACGGCUUAAUCUUUCCACCAAGGGCUCCUGCAAAGCCCAUAAGUCGUCAUGCUUCUUUCUAAGGAAGCUCCGUGAAAUUGUGGAAAGCGACUGCUUUCAGUCCAUCUGGUGGGGUGACGAUGAAAACUCCAUUGUGAUUGAGGAAACCCUCUUCAGAACAGAAGUGCUGGGAAGGACAGGACCUCUGCACAACCUCAACAUUGGUUGCAUGAAAGCUUUCGUUCGCCAGCUCCAUCUGCACGGAUUCUUCAUUGUGGACAGCGAUUUGCCCACAUCUGCCUCACGGGCAAAAUUCCCAGCAGGCGGAGCCGCGUCUCUUCCCAGUGAGUUACUCU
Messenger RNA from Meleagris gallopavo (turkey), 939 nucleotides. Its product is annotated as heat shock transcription factor, Y-linked-like. The record is from RefSeq and is a predicted model, not a curated record. Gene Ontology annotation, biological process: regulation of DNA-templated transcription. Lineage: Eukaryota; Metazoa; Chordata; Aves; Galliformes; Phasianidae. Gene Ontology annotation, molecular function: DNA-binding transcription factor activity; sequence-specific DNA binding.